GAAGAGACGGAGGGAGGUGGAGUCAGGCAGGGAGCCGAGGGAGCCGAGCGAGCGAGGGAGGGAGCGAGCGGGCAGGCAGGGAGGGAGGGGAGAGGCAGGCAGGCCUUUUAGGUUUUUGCCCCGAGUAACUAGUUCUUUUCCAGUGGAUUCAUUUCCUUUCAGAAGCUAGCGGCGGAGUCGAGAGAGAGAGGGUCGAGCAGCAGCGAGCAGAGCAGCGGUACCAGUCGUGGAUUGGAGUUUUUGCACAGAGAUUUUGCUGUGCGAGAGGAGAGGCGGGGAGCUGUGUUCUUUGGUGUGCGUGGUGUGAGUUGUAGUGAGGAGUAAGGCGAUUUAUGGCAGGGAGGAUAAGAAAAGAAUGCCGGGAGAAGGAACAGGGCGGAAUCUGAUGAGGAGGUGAAAGGAGACACCACCGAGGGGAAAGCUUGAGCCUGAGGAGGCGGAUUGCUUGACAGCGGCAAAGCCAUGUCGUCGACCAACUAUUUCGACCUUUUGGGCGACGAUGAAAAUGAAGAACCCACGGCUGUCAUUGCUAGAGCCACUCAGCCUCCCCCUGCGGAGAAGCCCGCUACCAAGAAAUCGCAGCAGACUCCUGCUGCAGCGCAGGCCACAGCCCGGCUUCCUUCGAAGCCGACUCCACCAGCUGAAGCGGUGAAGGAGCAGAGAGCCCUCAACGAAAGUGGGCGUGGACGUGGAGGAGGCCGUGGAACUGGCCGGGGUCGCGGUGGGUAUGGCGGUGAUCGCGAUGGAGGGUUUCAGCGCGAGAACCGCGAUGGCUUCUCCCGGGAUCGCGGAAACUACAAUGACCGCGGCAACAACCGAGAGAACAGCGAUGGCCAUCAGGGAGGUAAUCGCGUCGGUUAUGUUGCUGGAGGAGGAGGCGGAGGCUUCGGUGGUGCAAAUGAGAGGGCACCUCGUGGAGAGGACGGCGAAAACUGGUCUUCUGAAGGUAGCCGGGGCAGAGGCGGCGGCGGCCGUGGCCGUGGAGGUCGUGACCGUGGCUAUGGAGGAGACGAUGAGGGUCGUCGAGGACGCCGCGAGCAUGAUCGUCACAGCGGAUCUGGCCGUGGCAAUGAGAUGAAGCGAGAUGGUUCUGGUCGAGCAAACUGGGGAGCUGAUGGUGAUCAGGGUGUCAUGCAAGAACCUGUGGAGGUUGCUGCGAAAGAGGAGGAGAAGGUUGUCACUCCCGGCGAAGAUAAGAAGGCCGAAGGCGAGAACCAUGUUGACGCCGUAGUCACUGAGGAUGGCGAGAAGAAAGAAGAGGAGGAGGAAGACAAUGAGAUGACUUUGGAUGAGUAUGAGAAGAUUCUUGAGGAGAAGCGCAAAGCCCUUGCCGCAAGCAAAGCGGAAGAAAGGAAAGUAGAAGCUGACAAGGCUUUUGAGACCAUGCAAAUGGUCGACAAGAAGUCAACUGAAGAAGAUGUAUUUAUUAAAUUGGGCGCCGACAAGGAGAAGAAGAAGAAGGAAAAGGAAGCCCUAGAGAAGGAAGAUAAAUCGAAAAAGCCUGUGAGCAUCAACGAUUUCCUCAAGCCCGCCGAGGGAGAAAAGUUUAGCUAUGGAAAUAGCGGAGCUCGCGGUCGCGGACGUGGUCGUGGGCGCGCUGCGGAUGGAGAACGCGGUGCCUUCAGAGGUGGUGCCGCGGGUGGGGCAUUCAACAGUGCCCGACGAGUCUCGGCCCCUCGUAUUGAGGACCCCGGCCAGUUUCCCACUCUAGGUGGCAAGUAAUUGUAAGAGCCAGCUGAUUGUGACUGCCGUGCUCCCGGUGGCUGUCUGCUCUGAGGUCGUUGUGUAGGUUGUUCUAGUGGACGUGGUAGAAGAAUUAGUCUUCUCGGCCAUGACUUAGAAAGUUGAGAACAGAAUGUAACAAAGGAGUUACUGUAGCAAUGACCGUAUAGUGGGACUGCUUGGUGUCUAAUCAGAAUCACUCCGGUGCUUCUGUUCCCAAGUUUAUUUUGUUCCCUUUUUUGAUCUUCCCAACAUGUUUUCAUUUCUCUGGUUUGGUUAUAACCAUGUGGUAAACUCAAGGUAGUGCCAUCGAAGGCUCGUACUGAGUAUUGGAGCAGUUUACUGGGAACUUGGCAAAAUGCACGCAAGUUGUCUAGAAGUGGAGCCAUUAGUGGUCCUCCAUUGAGUUUUGGAAUGUGAUAGCGACCACAGAAAUCUGCAGUGUAGAUGUCUAGUGAGGAGGGCGCCCAAUGGAUCAAACGGGCUCCUGUGCGCGACGUUGUAACGCGAAGGCUGAUUUGCCAGUCACAAAAAGCUUUUUUAACAUACUAUGGGCAAGA
This is a messenger RNA of Marchantia polymorpha subsp. ruderalis, 2282 nucleotides long. NCBI's taxonomy places the organism in Eukaryota, Viridiplantae, Streptophyta, Marchantiopsida, Marchantiales, Marchantiaceae. The record is from the annotation of a GenBank genome assembly.